AUGGCUCCGGUUCCAGAAAAGACGAAAGCGACUCGCAAGCGUCUGACCCAUAUCGCAGAAGCACGAAAUCGCAGAUCUGCUCGACUGCUCGACAAUGGAUACCGUACCACAGCCGUUAUGCGACAGUUCGGCAUUGCCGAGCGGACCGUACGAAACAUCAAGGCAACUGCUCCCGCAUUGCUCCGCGUAGUCAACCAGAAGCCCCAGUCACUUCAAGCGAAGACCCGCCAGUCCAUUAUGGUCCCCCAUCUCGAACUGAAGCUCCUUGAAUUUCUCAACUAUGCCAGAUCAGCAAAAAUGCCAGUAACACAAACUGUCCUACAAACGCGGGCCCUCAUGAUUAAGGAACAAAUGCUCAAGUUUCAGGUUACAGGUAAAGAUCGCACCACGCUUGACAAGUUCACAGCAUCUCGUGGAUGGGUAGAGAAAUUUGUCAAGCGACAUGCUCUUCGUUCUGUAGCCCUGCACGGGGAGGGAGGGCAAGUACAAGUGCAGGAAGUCGCAAAAGACAUCAACAUCCUGCGAUCACGUUUGCGCAAUUUCGAGCCAGAGAACAUCUACAAUGUCGACGAAACAGGCCUGUUUUUCAAGCUGCUACCUCGACGCAGUGCGUGCGGUGCGGAAUCCACCUGAAACACAAUCAAGUGAUGAAGAUGAGAGCGCUGGGGGUACGAUAGGAAGAAGCGCUAUACCCUCUGCGCUGGAAAUCGCGGAAUUGUUUGGAGAUCUGGAACUUCUGGCAUCUGAGUGCCAAGUUUCAAACGCUUUAUCGCAUCUAAGGUCAGCAAAGCGCGCGUUUCUCACUGCAAAACAUGAUAGAAAACCAACGCCGAUCAGGCAGAUGUUAAUUUCCGAGUGCCUGUAAAUGGAUGUGACGGUGUCACUUACUAAUG
Molecule: messenger RNA, 893 nt
Organism: Chondrus crispus (carragheen)
Lineage: Eukaryota; Rhodophyta; Florideophyceae; Gigartinales; Gigartinaceae
Exons: 2
Coding region: 1-633 (210 amino acids)
Cellular component (GO): nucleus
Molecular function (GO): DNA binding
Source: RefSeq, a predicted model, not a curated record